Molecule: messenger RNA, 1746 nt
Organism: Arachis duranensis
Lineage: Eukaryota; Viridiplantae; Streptophyta; Magnoliopsida; Fabales; Fabaceae
Product: probable pectinesterase 53
Exons: 4
Coding region: 246-1406 (386 amino acids)
Biological process (GO): cell wall modification
Molecular function (GO): pectinesterase activity
Source: RefSeq, a predicted model, not a curated record
GCUACCUGUCCUCUGUUUCUUCUCUCUCUCUCUCUCUCUCCCUCUUGUGUUGAUGGAUGUGAGUUGAAGGAAUGACCCGUGAACUCUCUCUCCCAUAAUUGACCUCACUUUCCACACCAUAAUCAAUACUCAAUAAUCAAUUGCUCCCUAACUAAAUACUACAUAUAUAAACCACAACCAGCUGUGUUACUUGUUAGUCCCAAACAGCAUUCUUUUCCUUUCUUCCCCACAAUUCUCUCCCAGAAAUGUCAAAUUUUCAUUCCAUUUUCCAUGUGACAUUACUCUUUCUUCUUGUUCUGCAAAAUCCAAGAGCAACAGAAUGCCACACCAAGGGAAUUCGACCGGGGCGUUCUUCUGUGGGGAGUGUGAUUCCCAUAAACAGAACACGAGCCCAAUUAUCAGAAGAGCAGUUCAUGAGAUGGGUCAAGUUCGUCGGUGGCCUCAAACACUCUGUCUUCGGCAUUGCCAUGAACAAGCUCUUCCCUUCUCACACACUUCACGUUUCCAAGAAACACGGCAAAGGAGGCUUCUCUUCUAUUCAAUCAGCCGUUGAUUCUCUUCCAUUCAUCAACCUUGUUAGAGUUGUAAUUAAGGUCCAUGCAGGGGUUUACACAGAGAAAGUUAACAUUCCACCAUUGAAAUCGUUCAUAACGAUAGAAGGAGAAGGCGCAGAUAAGACGAUAGUUGAAUGGGGUGAUACUGCUGAUAAGGCGGCACCUGGGACUAAAGGGCAAUUACUAGGAACCUUUGGCUCUGCCACAUUCGCGGUGAAUUCAGCAUACUUCAUAGCGAAGAACAUCACAUUCAAGAACACGGCACCCGUUCCGAGGAACGGAGCAGUGGGGAAGCAGGCAGUGGCGCUGAGAAUUUCAGGAGACACAGCCAUGUUUCUUGGAUGCAAAUUCUUGGGAGCACAGGACACACUGUAUGAUCACCUUGGGAGGCAUUACUACAAGGAUUGUUACAUUGAAGGGUCCGUUGAUUUCAUAUUCGGCAACGCGCUGUCUUUGUUUGAGGGGUGUCACGUGCAUGCAAUAGCACAGAAUGUAGGGGCAGUAACAGCGCAAGGGAGGAGCAGCAUAUUGGAGGACACGGGGUUCUCAUUUGUGCACUGCAAGGUCACGGGGUCAGGGGCUCUGUACCUUGGAAGGGCAUGGGGUCCCUUCUCUCGUGUUGUCUUUGCUUACACCUACAUGGACAAUAUCAUCAUUCCCAAAGGCUGGUAUAACUGGGGUGACCCCAACCGUGAAAUGACUGUAUUCUAUGGGCAAUACAAAUGCACAGGACCUGGAGCAAGCUUUGCUGGGAGAGUAGCAUGGUCAAGGGAACUCACUGAUCAGGAAGCUAAACCAUUUAUUUCACUUGCCUACAUUGAUGGCUCUGAGUGGAUCAAAUCCCUUUUUUGAUUGCCUUCUAUAAUCCCUCCACCACUACAAUUUUUUUAUGUAUAAAUAUAAAACAAUUCGAUAGUGCCUCUAAGUUUCAGAGUCCCUAAUUUCAUUGCACGUUUAGAUUUCUGUGUGAAAUUUUAAUAAUCACAUUUUUAAUCUUUUACCAACUAUGGAGUUUGGACUCUGGAAUUUUCAAAUGAAAAAUAAAAGAUGCCUCUUAGAGUCACUGACGGACUCAUUUGACUUGGCAAUUCUCCACCGCUUCAUGAUUAUAUAACGGAAUUACAACUGGCACCCAAGAACUAUAUUCAUUUCCUAUUACAUGAAUUGAUUCAUUCAUUCAUUCAUUCCUAAA